Cyphellophora attinorum is the source of this 1635-nucleotide messenger RNA. RefSeq names its product putative quinate permease. Gene Ontology annotation, molecular function: carbohydrate:proton symporter activity. Lineage: Eukaryota; Fungi; Ascomycota; Eurotiomycetes; Chaetothyriales; Cyphellophoraceae. Gene Ontology annotation, cellular component: membrane. Gene Ontology annotation, biological process: transmembrane transport; carbohydrate transport. The coding region runs from base 1 to 1635 and encodes 544 amino acids. The record is from RefSeq and is a predicted model, not a curated record. The transcript has 4 exons.
AUGGUCUCUGGUGGCGCUGACUUCGGUCAGGCUGCAUUAUCGCAGAAGCGUGCACAAUUCGCUGGCCCUUCAGGCAUCAAGGGUUUGAUUGGAUCUUCCCAUGUAUUCGCUAUUGCGGUCUUCGCUUCCUUGGGAGGCUUUGUCUAUGGCUACAACCAAGGCAUGUUUGGCCAGAUUCUUAGCAUGACGUCCUUCUCCAACACUGUCCACCCUGAAUCAAUUUCAAACACGACCCUCAGAGGCUUUCUCACAGCUAUCCUGGAGCUGGGUGCAUGGGUCGGCGUGCUGGUCAACGGUAUUAUGGCCGACGCCUCGGGCGCAGGCUUGCGGUUGUUGUUGGCGCUGUCGUUUUCAUCCAUGUUGGUACCGCUAUACAAUGCUGAGCUUUCGCCUCCAGAGCUGCGAGGCUCAUUGGUCUCUCUUCAACAGCUGGCCAUUUGUUUCGGCAUCAUGAUCUCGUACUGGAUCGGGUAUGGAACAAACUUCAUCGGAGGCACGGGAGAAGGCCAAUCAAACGCAGCAUGGCUCGUUCCUGUCUGCAUCCAGCUUCUUCCUGCUCUGGUCCUCGGUGUUGGUAUAAUGUUUCUUCCUGAGUCACCCAGAUGGCUUGCUAAAAAAGGGCGCGACGAAGAAAGCCUCCAAGUUAUUGCGAAUUUGCGCCGGAAAUCUCCACAAGAUGAAGGUGUUCAGCUCGAGUAUCUUGAGAUCAAGGCUCAACAUAUGUUUGAGCGGGAGACAUCGAUUGCGAAGUUCCCACAUCUCCAGGGCGGCGGCCUCAUGAACAACAUCAAGCUUGGAUUCAACGAAUACGCAGCUCUUUUGAAAAACAAGUCGCUGUUCAAGCGUGUCACUAUCGCUGUUUUCAUCAUGGUCUUCCAACAAUGGUCCGGCAUCAACGCCAUCCUUUACUAUGCCUCGUUCAUCUUCAAGGAUCUCGGUCUCACUGGCUCAACGACCUCUCUGCUCGCUGGUGGCGUUGGAGGAGUUCUUCUCUUCCUCGCCACUAUUCCAGCUGUACUCUACAUUGAUCAGUGGGGACGUAAGCCACUUCUCAUCACCGGGGCGAUUGGCAUGGGUGUCUCUCAUAUCAUCGUUGCUGGUCUACAAGGAAAAUACCAAUCUUCCUGGGACACUCACAAGGCUGCUGGCUGGGUCGCCGUCGUGUUCGUCUGGAUCUACGAGGUCAAUUUCGGAUAUUCGUGGGGUCCAGGGGCUUGGGUCUUGAUCAGCGAGAUCUUCCCACUGGGCGCACGAGCGAAGGGUAUUUCCAUCGGUGGCUCAUCGAACUGGCUCAACAACUUUGCCAUCGGCCAGGCAACCCCCGACAUGGUCGCGGCUAUGACCUACGGCACCUUCAUCUUCUUUGGAGCUAUCUGCUUCCUUGCUGCUGCCUUCGUCUACUUCGUUGUUCCCGAGACCAAGAACUUGACCUUGGAAGAGAUGGAUGAGAUCUUCGGUGACACAGCUGGCACUGCCGUUGAAGAUCGCGACAGACUCAACAAGAUCUAUGUGGAACUCGGCUUGUUCAGUGCUCAUGAGGUUGAAACUAGAGCUUCCGUGAGCGCUGGCGUCAAGAGGCCUUCGUUCCUGGAACACCACGAACAAGGGCCCGAUGCUGAGAAGGCAAGUCCUUGA